GGCCGGAGGAGGGGAGCGGGCCGGGACGAAGCCCUGGGCCGGGAGGGCUGCGGCCACCGGAAGAGUCGCGGUCACCAGUCCAGUGGGGAGAGUGGGGAGCGGAAGCGGCGGCCGCGGCGGCGGCGGGCGGCGCUGGGACCCGGGAGCGGCGGGAGAACAAGGGAGCUGGCGCCGCCGGCAGCCGCCGAGCUGGGUUGAGCCGCUGGGCCGCGCCGCGCGCCGCCGCCGUCUGGGAGGCUCGGCCCGGCCGCCCGAGCAGGCCGCGCGCGGGCCGCCGGGCCCGAGGCCGGAGCCAUGGGCGAGACCAAGAUCAUCUACCACUUGGAUGGGCAGGAGACACCGUACCUUGUGAAGCUGCCCCUGCCCGCCGAGCGCGUCACCUUGGCAGACUUUAAGGGCGUUUUGCAGCGACCCAGCUAUAAGUUCUUCUUCAAGUCUAUGGACGACGAUUUCGGAGUGGUGAAGGAGGAGAUCUCGGAUGACAAUGCCAAGCUACCAUGCUUCAAUGGCCGGGUGGUGUCCUGGCUGGUGUCAGCUGAAGGCUCACACCCAGACCCAGCCCCCUUCUGUGCUGACAACCCAUCGGAGCUGCCACCACCUAUGGAGCGCACGGGAGGCAUUGGGGACUCCCGACCCCCAUCCUUCCACCCUCAUGCUGGUGGGGGCAGCCAGGAGAACCUGGACAAUGACACAGAGACGGACUCUUUGGUGUCUGCCCAGCGAGAACGGCCACGCCGGAGGGAUGGCCCAGAGCAUGCAACCCGGCUAAAUGGAACUGCGAAGGGGGAACGGCGGCGAGAACCAGGGGGUUAUGAUAGCUCAUCCACCCUUAUGAGCAGCGAGCUGGAGACCACCAGCUUCUUUGACUCAGAUGAGGAUGACUCCACCAGCAGGUUCAGCAGCUCCACAGAACAGAGCAGCGCCUCACGCCUGAUGAGAAGACACAAGCGGCGGCGGCGGAAGCAGAAGGUUUCUCGGAUUGAGCGGUCUUCAUCCUUCAGCAGCAUCACGGACUCCACCAUGUCACUCAACAUCAUCACGGUCACUCUCAACAUGGAAAAAUAUAACUUCUUGGGCAUCUCCAUUGUGGGCCAAAGCAACGAGCGUGGUGACGGCGGCAUCUACAUUGGCUCUAUCAUGAAGGGUGGGGCCGUGGCUGCUGAUGGACGCAUCGAGCCAGGAGAUAUGCUGUUACAGGUAAACGAGAUCAACUUUGAGAACAUGAGUAAUGACGAUGCAGUCCGGGUACUGCGGGAGAUUGUGCACAAACCGGGGCCCAUCACCCUGACUGUAGCCAAGUGCUGGGACCCAAGUCCACGUGGUUGCUUCACAUUGCCCAGGAGCGAGCCCAUCCGGCCCAUUGACCCUGCAGCCUGGGUCUCCCACACUGCAGCCAUGACCGGCACCUUCCCUGCAUACGGCAUGAGCCCCUCCCUGAGCACCAUCACCUCCACCAGCUCCUCCAUCACCAGUUCCAUCCCUGACACAGAGCGCCUAGACGACUUCCACUUGUCCAUCCACAGUGACAUGGCUGCCAUCGUAAAAGCCAUGGCCUCCCCUGAAUCAGGGUUGGAGGUCCGUGACCGCAUGUGGCUCAAGAUUACCAUCCCUAAUGCUUUCAUCGGCUCAGAUGUGGUGGACUGGCUGUACCACAAUGUGGAAGGCUUCACGGACCGGAGGGAGGCCCGCAAGUAUGCCAGCAACCUGCUGAAAGCUGGCUUCAUCCGCCAUACCGUCAACAAGAUCACCUUCUCCGAGCAGUGCUACUACAUCUUCGGCGACCUCUGCGGCAACAUGGCCAACCUGGCUCUCCACGAUCACGACGGCUCCAGUGGCGCCUCUGACCAGGACACACUGGCCCCUUUGCCGCACCCGGGGGCCGCCCCUUGGCCCAUGGCUUUCCCAUACCAGUACCCGCCACCCCCGCACCCCUACAACCCGCACCCGGGCUUCCCGGAGCUGGGCUACAGCUACGGCGGGGGCAGCGCCAGCAGUCAGCACAGCGAAGGCAGUCGGAGCAGUGGCUCCAACCGUAGCGGCAGCGAUCGGAGGAAGGAGAAGGACCCGAAGGCCGGGGACUCCAAGUCCGGGGGCAGCGGCAGCGAAUCGGACCACACCACACGCAGCAGCCUGCGGGGGCCGCGGGAGCGGGCGCCCAGCGAGCGCUCAGGGCCGGCGGCCAGCGAGCACAGUCACCGCAGCCACCAUUCCCUGGCCAGCAGCCUUCGCAGCCACCACACACACGCGAGCUACGGCCCUCCCGGAGUGCCCCCUCUCUACGGCCCCCCCAUGCUGAUGAUGCCCCCGCCGCCCGCGGCCAUGGGGCCCCCAGGAGCCCCUCCGGGCCGCGACCUGGCCUCAGUGCCCCCGGAACUGACCGCCAGCAGACAGUCCUUCCGCAUGGCCAUGGGAAACCCCACCAAGAAUUUCGGGCUGUUUGACUUUCUGUGAGGCCCCAGCGAGGGGAGGCCCAGCCUCCGAGGAGACCAGGAACCCUGCUUCAGCAGCCCCUCAGGGCUUCCCGAGGAUGUCCAGCCCCCACACCCACACGUUAACAUAAUGAGUCACUAGGCUUCUGGGGAGGGCCCAGCUUCACCCAUGCAUGAGAGACUCUCCUCCUUUCCAGAGAGAAUCAGAUCGCAUCACAUGUGGCAGCCUGCGGCGGGGGGAGGGGGACCUCUUUAGCUCUCUUUAUCUUUCUCUCUCACUCAUGUAUGCAUACAUGCACAGAGAUGCACGCACAGGUGCCUAUGCAAGUUCACUUAAGCCUCAGGGCUGGUCCCUGCCCAAAGGGCUGGACCCUCCUAAUCCUCUCCUAGGUUGUGGGGCUGGUCCCCUGACACCCUUCUCCCCUUCCUGGUAGACCUUAAACCUCGCAUACAUGUCCCCAGCAUUUUCUCACCUGGAUAAAGCCCGUAAGCUGGGUCUCAGGCUGGUCUCAGCAAAGGACUCGCCCUGCGACCGACAGGCCAUUCCCACCCCCACACACAACCUCCCCUGUUUUCACAUUCACCAUGGCACCCCAGAGCAAGGACACAGAAGCCCACAGGCCAGUUGAGGUUGGGCAAGGAGACUUCCAGGACUUCCAGACGGAGUACCAGGUUUUAUUUUUCACCUUAUUCUCCACUUUAAACAAAUCAUGACUUUCUCUUUAAGCCUCUGCUAUAAAUUCUCCUGGCUCUCCUGGACUUCCAUAUUUUGGGGGCUGGGGUGUCAAAAGUGAGAUGAAGUCCUUAGCUCCAGGUUUUGGGGUAAACCAAGGUAGGGACAUUUUGGCAUUUAUUUCAAUUAAUAAUACUUCCUUGGACAGGUGCGGUGGCUCACGUCUGUAAUCCUAGCACUUUGGGAGGCUGAGGCAGGUGGAUCACUUGAGGUCAGGAGUUCGAGACCAGCCUGGCCAACAUAGCAAAACCCUGUCUCUACUAAAAAUACAAAAAUUAGAUGGGUGUUUUGGCACCUGCGUGUAAUCUCAGCUACUCAGGAGGCUGAGGCACAAGAAUCGCUUGAAUCCAAGAAGCAAGCGGAGGUUGCAGUGAGUUGAGAUCGCACCCCAGCCUGGGUGACAGAGUGAAAUUCUGUCUCAAAAGCAAACUAACAAAGAAAAACAAUACUUCCUGGGGUUUUGGUGUGCAGAGGGCUUUGUUGGAAGUGUGACUCAGUCUUGCCUGCCUUCUGGGAGCUCUAGAAUUGUUCCCAACCCAGUCCAUGGCUUCUAGCCACCACUACAGGGCUGUUUCAUGUAUUUCUCUCUCUGACUCUGUCUUGUCUGACUCUCUUGAGAGUUUCUCCACGAUUGCUCAUACCUGUCAGUAUCAGUGCUUCCAUCAUUCCAUCUUUGAUUCACUUCUCUUUCCUUUCUAUUUACUCCCAAAAUGGAGUCAUUCAUCCUGAUGUCCUCAACUGCUGCUGAUAUGCUGGUGAUUCCCAAAUACAUAGCUCCAACCCCAACUUCCCCCAGACUUUAGAUCUGUAUUGGUAUUACCUACUGGACAUCUCUAUGGACAGUUCCAUAUAGACUCAACUCAUCUGCCCAACCAAGUAUGUUCCUCCUGAAUUCCUAUCCUGGUUACCUUCAUCACAAUCUACAUAGGCUCACCAGCUAGAAACAUUUAUGAGCUUACAUCCCUUCUUCCCAUAUCUUAACUCAUCAGCAUAUCAUAUCCAUUUCACUCCAACACUCUGUCUUGAAUUUGGCCCUCCCUCUCCCCUCUCUCUCUACUUUAAUUCACUGGAGCAUGGGAUUUGGAGUCAGGUGGUUUUGGGUUUGAAUUCCAGCUCUACUAUUUUCGGUUGUGUGAUAGAGUUAUUUAACCUCUCUGAGCCUCAGUUCCCUCGUAUGUAAAAUGAUGAUAAUAAUACCUACCUCACAGGGUUGUUGUGAGGAUUUAAAUUAGAUAUUGUACGAAAAGUGCCUAGCACAGUGCCUGGCACACAGUAGAGUAGGUGCUCAAUAAAUGGUAGCUAUUAUUAUUA
Molecule: messenger RNA, 4473 nt
Organism: Pongo pygmaeus (Bornean orangutan)
Lineage: Eukaryota; Metazoa; Chordata; Mammalia; Primates; Hominidae
Gene: DVL3
Product: dishevelled segment polarity protein 3
Exons: 16
Coding region: 295-2451 (718 amino acids)
Biological process (GO): canonical Wnt signaling pathway; intracellular signal transduction
Cellular component (GO): cytosol
Molecular function (GO): frizzled binding
Source: RefSeq, a predicted model, not a curated record